Messenger RNA from Acipenser ruthenus (sterlet), 1812 nucleotides. RefSeq names its product thrombospondin type-1 domain-containing protein 7A-like. The annotation marks the transcript as partial. Gene Ontology annotation, cellular component: plasma membrane. NCBI's taxonomy places the organism in Eukaryota, Metazoa, Chordata, Actinopteri, Acipenseriformes, Acipenseridae. The record is from RefSeq and is a predicted model, not a curated record. The transcript is spliced from 12 exons. Gene Ontology annotation, biological process: actin cytoskeleton organization.
AUGAUGGACUGUUUUGUGGCUCUUUCAUCCCCAGGAGAGGAGGUAGACAGACAGCUGUGUGGGGAUGCCAUCUAUCCCACUCCUAUUGUCUGUGAAGUCCCAUGCCUAAAGGACUGUGUGCUCAGCACAUGGUCAAAAUGGUCCUCAUGCUCUCACACCUGCUCAGGAAAAACCACUGAAGGGAAACAGACGCGGGCACGCUCUAUUUUGGCAUAUGCAGGUGAAGGGGGAGUUCAGUGCCCGAAUAGCAGCGCUCUGCAGGAAGUCCGCAGCUGUAAUGACCACCCCUGCACUGUCUAUCACUGGCAAACUGGGACCUGGGGCCAGUGCAUAGAGGACCCAUCAGUAUCAACUAUUAAUUCUAGCACCAGCUGGAGCGGUGAGCCCACCUGCUCAGUCGGAAUGCAGACAAGGAAGGUCAUCUGUGUGAGGGUCAACGUGGGACAGGUGCCACCAAAGAAGUGCCCUGAGAGUCUUCGGCCUGAUACAGUGAGGCCUUGUCUGUUGCCAUGCAAGAAGGAUUGUAUUGUAACACCUUAUAGUGACUGGACUCCCUGCCCAUCGUCAUGUCAAGAAGGGGAUCGUUCAAUAAAGAAACAGUCUCGUAAUCGUGUCAUCAUCCAGCUGCCAGCAAAUGGUGGCCAGGAUUGUCCUGAAGUACUGUAUGAGGAGAAGGAAUGUGAGACCUCAUCCGUGUGCCCUGGUUUCAGAUGGAAGACCCAUAAAUGGCGUCGCUGUCAGUUAGUGCCAUGGUAUGUACGUCAAGACAGUCCUGGAACUCAUGAGACAUGUGGCCCAGGACUACAAACAAGAGCAAUAUCCUGUCGCAAGCAAGAUGGUGGACAAGCUGACAUUGGCGAGUGCUUGAAGAAUUGCAGAUUUAUGCCUCCUAUUACUCAACCAUGCCAACUGCCUUGCCAGAAUGACUGCCAGUUAACCAACUGGUCUAAGUUCUCUUCUUGUAGUGCAGACUGUGCAGGAGUUAGAACCAGAAAACGAGCACUUGUCGGGAAAAGCAAGAAGAGAGAGAAAUGCAGAAACAACCAAAUGUUCCCCCUCACUGAGACCCAGUACUGCCCUUGUGACAAGUACAACGCCCAGCCGGUGGGGAACUGGUCUGACUGCAUUCUGCCAGAUGGGAAGGUGGAGGGUAUCCUGGGAAUGAAGGUCCUGGGGGACAUCAAGGAGUGUGGACAGGGCUAUCGCAGCCAGGCCAUGGUCUGCUAUGAUCAGAAUAACCGCAUAGUGGAAACCUCUCGGUGUAACAGCCACGGCUAUAUUGAAGAGGCCUGUAUCAUCCCCUGCCCCUCAGACUGUAAACUUAGCGAAUGGUCUAACUGGUCACGCUGCAGUAAGUCUUGUGGAAGUGGUGUGAAAGUACGCUCUAAAUGGCUUCGUGAAAAACCUUACAAUGGAGGAAGACCGUGCCCUAAACUGGACCAUGUCAACCAGGCCCAGGUGUAUGAAGUGGUCCCAUGUCAUAGUGACUGCAGUCAGUAUGUCUGGGCAGCUGAACCAUGGAGUGUGUGGAAAGUGAGCUAUGUUGAUCUGAAGGAGAACUGUGGAGAAGGUGUACAGACAAGAAAAGUCAGAUGUAUGCAAAAUACCAUAGAUGGGCCCUCGGAUCAAGUAGAAGAUUAUCUCUGUGACCCUGAAGACAUGCCUCUCGGUGCCAGAGAGAGCAAGCUGCCUUGUCCUGAAGACUGUGUUUUAUCUGACUGGGCACCAUGGAGUCGAUGUCCUUUGUCUUGUAGUGGAAAUAGCACUCAUGCACGAUCUGCAUAUCCCAUAAGGAAGCCUGGAGAAGGAAGA